Molecule: messenger RNA, 774 nt
Organism: Theobroma umbraticum
Lineage: Eukaryota; Viridiplantae; Streptophyta; Magnoliopsida; Malvales; Malvaceae
Gene: MEE9
Product: maternal effect embryo arrest 9
Source: RefSeq, a predicted model, not a curated record
ACAUAUAGGACCAGAGUGGCCAUUCUUUAAAUGAUUAUCCACCCACUACCUUCUUUUUCCAUGUACUGCUACUAACAUUAUUGCCUAGCUAGAUCUGUCAUUGCGUUCACACCCAACAUCAAAAACAUGGAAGCCCUCCUCUCCCAAUUCACCUUCCUUUCAGAUCAAGCUUUACAAGACAAGAACUUUGAUCCAUCGACCAUCGAAGACCUGAUGAAGCUCUUUGAGAUCGAAUCUUACAAGGCAUGGGCGGCUAUGGAACUUGAGCAAGAAAAAGAAGUGAAAGAAGCUGAAACAACCAUGCAGGAAGCUGAGGAUUAUCUUGACUCUGUCAUGGAAAGUGCAAUGGAUGAGUUUAGGCGCUUUGAGGAGGAAAUGGAACGCAGGUCAAAGGCUGAACUGAACGGCCUGGAAGAGACCGCUGAGAGAAGUAGAAAAAUGGGAAACUUGAUGGAAAAAAAUGCAACUAUUGCCUCCAAAAAGUAUAUUGAGGCAGCAGUGAAUUCUGCAACUGCUUCCAUGAAAUCAGCGUGGAAGGGGCUUUCCUCUAACAAGGUUCAUCCUUCAUGAAAAGCAAAAUUUCUUUUGUAUUUAUAAUUGAAAGGGCCCUUUUGGGUUUUCUUUCAUUGUUAAUGUUUGUUGUAGCUUGCAUUACUUUUAAAAGUAGAAAGGUAAAGUAAUUAAAAUCCCCAUGAACUGGGUUUCAAAAACAUUGGCAAACCAUGUUCCAGGAAUAAGAGAUUUGCUAAGAUCAAGCAGGUAAUUUUCCGUUCA